GCGCGCACUACAUACGUGGACGUACGUACGUACGUACGCACGUCACGGGAGCAUAAUUUAUAAAACUUGUCAAGAUGGCGGAACGUUCAUCUCGACGUCGAAAGAAGAAAGAGAAUGCUGAGUUGGAGAAACCUACUAAGGAGGAGACUGCUGUAGCCAGACAUCUGCGUUUCAAUCUACCAAUCAAAAAUACCUCCAUAGAUGGGCACAAAGUAGAGUACUUCACAGGAUCCAAGGCUGUAGACUUCCUUCUGGACUCUAAGUGGGCGACAGGAAAAGGGAAAAAAGAGGUGAUCUUCACUGACAGGGAAUCUGUUGCAAAUUACCUAGAUGGCUUGCUGUGGAAGGGGCUUUUCUACCGGGCCCUAAAGAUCGUGAAGAAAGGCAAGAAAGAAAAGGAAGAAAGUAAGAAAGAGAAGGAAGAAAGUAAGAAAGAGAAGAAGUCCAAGAAGGAAAAGAAGAAAACAGAGGCUGAACCUACAGAGAAGGGUGAUGACAAGGAGAAGGAAGAAACCAAAGGAGAUGGAGCUAAAGAUACAAAAGAUGCCGGGAAGGAAGAAAUGCCUCCAAAGAAGAAGGAAGGAAAGAAGAAGAUCAAACUCGAACUGACCGAUGACCAGAAGUUUGUGGAUGGAAAUGAUGCCUUUGUCUGGGUAUAUGACCCUAUCCGCCCAAUGAACUAUGUUUACGGACUUGGACUAGUAAUCGGUGCUAUCGCAGUCUGUCUGUUUCCCCUGUGGCCCCCAUGGAUGCGAUCAGGUACAUACUAUCUCUGUCUUUGUGGAGCUGGAUUUGUAGGUGCUAUCUUUGCCCUGGCUAUCAUACGACUCAUCAUAUUCGUCCUCACGUGGGGCUCAACUUUUGGCAAAAUUCACUUCUGGCUUUUCCCGAACCUCUUGGCGGAUGUUGGAAUCAAAGAAUCAUUUAUGCCCUUUUAUGAAGUUGAUUAUAUGACUAAAAAGGAAGACGAUAAGACUGAAAAAUCCAAGGAAGAUUCAAAUGAUGAGCGAGGCAGCGAGGCAGCGGAAGUGGAAGACCAACCUAAGCAAGAAAUAUCUCAAGAUUUGGGUCCUGUUGAAAAUAUUCCGGAAAAUAUUGGUGAUACAGAAGAAAGGUAUUCGGAUCAAGCAGUAACUCCCCCUGAAAACUCUGACGUUACUGAAGAGAGAAGUGUAGAGAGUGGUGAUGCAAAUGAAGAUGAUGACAACGAUGAGGAGGAUGAUGACGACGACGACGACGACAACGGCGAUGAUUUCGAAAUGAUCAAUGAGGAGGAAAUUUCUGAAGUGUGCGAUGGAAGCGGAGGUUCACAGAAUGAAGAAGAAGAGGAAUAACUAUAUAUUUUGAUGUAACCUUGAUGUAACCACAACAACCAUUCUAUCUUAAUGUUUGCCUUUAUUCGUGCCAUUAUGUAGGCCGUUUCCUUGAUAAAGCUUUUCAAAUAUUGUCACAUUGUUUUGGAGGGCUUAGCCACUCUGCCUACUUAAUCAGUGUGCAGUAUGCAUUAGUGUGAAUAUUGAGGUUUCUCACUGAGAAAGUACCAAUUGUCAUAAUAUCUGAAAGCAUGUGUGUCCUGAAUUUGUUGGAAAAGAACUUCCAUAUUUGCUCUCAUGACCAUCACAUUAGCUCAGAUCAAAAUAUGGCAUCCAAAAACUAGGUUUCAUUCAAGAUUCUUCUUACAUGUAUCAUCACAUUCCUAACAGCAUGACUAGAGCAUACCUGCCAACCCUUCCGAAUCAUCCAAAUAUUAAGAUUUUCAGAAUUUUUAGGACCUAAACAUUCUGAAUAUUCUGAUUUUUCAAAAUUCUGGAAGACCAAUUUUUUUUUUUUAAAGCCAAAUUUAGCUUGUUUUUUUAUGUGCCGCGAUUUGAGAGUUUGCUAAUUGCAUGCGUUGAAGGGCUGCAGGAUCGAGCAGCGAAUUUGUAUCUCGCUUUUUGUACAGAUUUAGCGCCUAUUGCCAGUUACACUGCCGCUGCAUACAUGGCCAUGGUAAGGCCAUGCGAACCCUGCUAGAAAUUCUUAAUUCUUAUUUUCAAAUGUUGGCAGGUAUGCUAUAGUCAUUACCGAGGUUUUGAACGGUUAUCAUGAAUGACUUUUAAUUCUUGUUUCAUUAAGGUGGGUAUGCACAAAAGUCAUGAGGGUACCUUUUUCUGUUCCAGAAAGAAAAUACAUACUCGUUUUAAGCGUCAAUACAUUUUCACUCCAAUCUUGCAGCCCAUGAUACAAAAGGAGUCAAGACUGAGCAGCUUAACACAAAUGCCAAGUUUGAGGCUCACAAGAUGUACCUGCGAAGAAUGGCACCAAAGUUUUUUUUUUAACUGUACCACCUCACAAACUUUCUCAACCCGUUUACUAUAUCUUGCCUAAGAUAUCUCAGACUGGGGUCUAUGGAAAGUGUGUGUUCUAC
Molecule: messenger RNA, 2407 nt
Organism: Strongylocentrotus purpuratus (purple sea urchin)
Lineage: Eukaryota; Metazoa; Echinodermata; Echinoidea; Camarodonta; Strongylocentrotidae
Product: translocation protein SEC62
Exons: 8
Coding region: 75-1334 (419 amino acids)
Biological process (GO): post-translational protein targeting to membrane, translocation
Cellular component (GO): endoplasmic reticulum; endoplasmic reticulum membrane
Source: RefSeq, a predicted model, not a curated record